AAAGAUCAAAACUCACGAGAAAACUAUUUUUUUACCUAAUACAACAAAAUCAAAUAAUAGUACAAGAGAAGAAUCAUCUGCAAUUAAUAUUGUAAUUGAAGAUAAAAGCUCUACUAUGUCUGCUAGAUCACGAUUUGAAAUUGACAAUACAACAAAAAAAUCUUCAAAAAAUAAAUUCAUGCUAACCAAUAAAUAUCAGAAUUUAAGUGUUAGUUUACUAUCUUCAAGAGAAUUUGAAGGAUUAUUGAAAGCAAAAUUACUAUUACAUGCAUUUUCAUCAGAUAGCGAAAAUGCUCAUAAUACUAGUAUUAAUACUCAAGCAGCUUCUAGUACAGUUCCUGAACCUAGUGCUCAAGCAGCUAAUAUUAGUAUUAAUACUCAAGCAGUUUCUGAUAUUAAUACUAUUAGUAUAUUAUAA
Messenger RNA from Funneliformis caledonium, 418 nucleotides. The record is from the annotation of a GenBank genome assembly. Lineage: Eukaryota; Fungi; Glomeromycota; Glomeromycetes; Glomerales; Glomeraceae.